Messenger RNA from Callorhinchus milii (elephant shark), 3812 nucleotides. RefSeq names its product PHD finger protein 21Ab (gene phf21ab). The transcript has 17 exons. The record is from RefSeq and is a predicted model, not a curated record. NCBI's taxonomy places the organism in Eukaryota, Metazoa, Chordata, Chondrichthyes, Chimaeriformes, Callorhinchidae. Gene Ontology annotation, biological process: negative regulation of transcription by RNA polymerase II. Gene Ontology annotation, cellular component: histone deacetylase complex. The coding region runs from base 78 to 2108 and encodes 676 amino acids. Gene Ontology annotation, molecular function: chromatin binding.
GAGGAGGAGAGAUCAGGUCUUUUUUUUGGGGUGGCCCAAAAAAAAAGUGAAGGAAAGUGGCGCGGGAAGUAGAGGAGAUGGAGUUACAAACUCUGCAGGAGGCUCUCAAAGUGGAAAUCCAGUUUCAUCAGAAACUUGUGGCCCAGAUGAAACAGGAUCCACAGAAUGCAGACUUGAAGAAACAGUUACACGAGUUACAAGCCAAGAUAACUGCUCUCAGUGAGAAACAAAAAAAAGUGGUGGAACAGCUAAGGAAAAAUUUGAUGGUGAAACAGGAACAUCAUGAAGGCAAACUGCCCACCCAGCAGCACCAGCCACAACCACAGCAGCCACAGCAGACUGUACCACACCUUCUAAGCAGUCCACAGAAAACAACAAAUCAAGCAUCUGUCGUUACUACAAAGCAGCUUCCAUUUACUCUGCUAAAAACAACUCACCCUAUGCCUGCCUCGGUCGUUUCACCGAGAUCCACAAUCGCCAUGGUAACGGCACUAAGCAACCCUCAGAAAUCAGGAGUAAAUGCAGACUCCCAGAACACACCCAUCAACCUUCAAAUUUCCAACAAACUAAACACUCUGGGGGCUGACGCUGUGCGAAUUAUGCCAAAAUCCACUCCACCGCUGGUACAGAUGGCAAACACCCCUCCAAUCAAGGUUCCUCAGUUUAUUCCUCCUCCCAGACUGACGCAACGGCCGACCCUGUUACCACAGGUUCGUCCAAAGCCAGUGGUGUCAAACAGCAUUCCGAUCGCACCUGCACCUGCUCCUGUGUUCACAACGUCCCAUCUGAUCCAGCGACCGGUCAUGUUGACGAAGAUCACACCUGCCUCUCUGCCAUCAUCUGCAAACUCCAUUCAUCAGGCUAGGAUAGUGAAUGGCCAACCAGCUACGAUCACCAAAACAUUACCCACUGCGCAGCUGACUAGUAUUGUUAUAGCCACUCCUGGGCCUAAAGUGGUGGGUCCCCAACAACUAAAGCUGAGUAAAGCAAAUUUGGAUAGCAAGACCAUCAAACUUCAGGUGGAGUGGGAAGAAAGACAAAAUGAUAGCAGUCCCACUUCCCCAGUUCCACCCAAACCUAGGAGAGAGGAGAACCCAGAGAAAGUUGCAUUCAUGGUUUCCCUGGGACUGGUAACACACGAUCACCUCGAAGAAAUCCAAAGCAAGAGGCAAGAAAGAAAACGCCGGACAACAGCGAAUCCUGUGUACAGUGGAGCAAUCUAUGAACCAGAGCGUAAAAAAUCAGCAGUAACUUACUUGAACAGUCCUGUGCAACCUGGGACGCGGAGAAGAGGUCGCCCUCCUAAGUACACUAGUGUGCUGGGUGUGGCCGCAGUGGCUCCAUCCUCCCCCCCGAACCACCCCAGCUCCCCAGAUAUCGAAAGAACGGAGAGGUUGCUCAUUUUUGGUGCUCCAGCACAGAUUGCUUCGAGUCCCAGCUGUGUAGAUGGUUUGCCCUUUUUAGCCGCAAGGGCUACUUUACAAAGGAGCCCUGUCAGCAAGAUACAGGAUGAGACAAACAGCACUGAAAACAUCACAAAAAUCACAACCUUAUCUGGUGACAUCCAUGAGGAUUUCUGCUCUGUGUGUCGGCGUAGUGGACAGCUGCUGAUGUGUGACACUUGUUCUCGUGUGUAUCACCUGGAGUGCCUGGACCCGCCAUUAAAAGCCAUUCCCAAAGGAAUGUGGAUUUGCCCCAAGUGUCAGGAGCAGAUUCUCAAAAAGGAAGAGGCGAUUCCAUGGCCUGGGACAUUGGCAAUCGUCCAUUCAUACAUUGCUUACAAAGCUGCUAAAGAAGAGGAAAAGCAGAAACUGUUAAAGUGGAGCGCAGAGUUAAAGCAAGAGCGGGAGCAGCUGGAACAGAAAGUCAAACACCUCAGCAAUUCCAUAACGAAAUGUAUGGAGACCAAGAACAGCUUACUUGCUCGGCAAAAGGAUAUGCAGAUCUCUCUGGAAAAGGUGAAACGGCUGAUCCAUUUGAUCCAGGGCAUUCAGCUGACAGAAACCACCACUCUAACCGACCAGGACAACCACCCCACAGACUGCGUGAACUCUCCCACCACUGCACCGUCACCAGUGAACUGUGACAGUAACUCAGAGACCAAGUAGCUGAAAGGAAAGGGCUGGAUUCCAUAGAACCUGUAAACCUUUCUGGAACAAAAUUGUGAAAGGCGGUUCCUGAUUUGCCAAUUUGUGGGGGAUUCUGUGCUGGAUUGUGUUAUUGAUCCAUAUUGGGAGUGCCAGCUGGGAUGACCAGCGUCAAGCCAAGUGAAAUACCAGUGUGUGCCUGCUGCCACCAAUUCGGUUUUAACUUUGUCUACUCUUCAGGGAAAUAGGUAGAAAACCAUGGCAGAGAUGUAGAGAGCUACCCUGGUCUUGGAUUGCAGUCCUUGCAAGUCCUGAAGUCCAAGGAUUCUAUGAGCAGAACAACAGACGUUUUAGUAUAACGCAAUACAGAGGGGAAACCAAAACUGUAUAUGGAAGAAACAAGGAUCAGAGGCAUGGGAGCAGAACGGUGGCAAUCACUGACUAUGACUAAAGCAGCAAAGGCCGAGCCAGAAGUGCAGACAAGAGACAAAGUAUGUUGUGUGACGGGCAAGACACAAAGUAUGAAUCUCCUCUUAUUUUAUUAUUUUUUUAAACUACAGAAAAACACAAGUGUAGAUUUACUGUUGGGAUUGGAGGGCGAUGGGCACCAGAACCGUGCAUGGCUUACGAUAGUGUUUUUUUUAUAAUAUUAAAAAAAGUCACGUGCUUGUUGUUCAUUGUGCGAGUACGUUUCGGUGUGUUGAGCACUGGAACAACACGAGGAGGACGGAUGGAAUUUGUCCUGGAUUUUUUGGGGUUUUUUUUACAGUAGGGAAAUAUUCAGGUCUUCCUAGUAAAAUUAGAUCAAGUCAGCUGUUAAAGAGUGCUUUCGUUUCCUAACAAGGUGAUUUAUAGACAAAAAGUGUUAGAAAUUGAGCAGAUUCUGUGUAAAUAUCGAACACCAAGUCCUGUGUAUAUAUAAAAAAAAUCAAAUCUGUUAUCGUCUGAACUGCCAAAUGCUUCUAUAUCGAACCUGCAGGGAAUGAUCUUCAGUUUACUGGGGAAUAUACUGGAACCGUUUUACAGUUCUUAUUAUUUCCAUCUUUAAGAAACGUGGAUUGAAGGUCCAAAGGUAACAAUGUCAGUUAAAGGGGUCAUUGGUCAUCAGUUGUGUAGAGAAUGCAGAAAGUCUGUAGUGUGUUGUGAAAUUACAGCCAGAAUGGAAAUGUUUAUUAUCUUUGCAUUAAUAUUUAAUGUCGGUUGUACUUAUUUCACAUAUCAGGGUGUGCUUGCCUUUAAAUUGGGCACUAGGUAAGAAUUCCAGCCAUUUAUACUUAAAUUUGUAAUUUAUAGCCAAACAAUAGGGGGGAGGGAGGGGGGAGAAAUAUAAAGGAAGUAUUUCUUCCCAGUCACUUAUGUAGGGGGUGGGCUUUUCCUGCCCCCGACCUGACCAAGGUACGUGUACAGAAGAGCUUGGGGGGGGGGGGGAAUUGCCAGAUUUGGGGGGAAGCUGCAUAGAAAGGGCCACAAUAAUUUUCUGUUGUUAUUUAGUGUUGGUCUUUUAUGAUGUUUUUAAAUACCGACUCUGAAACAUUACUCAUUAAAAGAUAUUUUUAAUAGAAUUGUUACUCGUUACUGGUGAACAGAAACCACCUGACUAACCAGAGGAAAAUCUGUCACAAUAAGACCAAAAAAAGUUUCUCAGAAUAAGUUUGCAACCAAAAAAUGAUUGCUGUUGACGACUGGAAUAAGUAACUUAAAUAAAUGAAAAUGGUUGCAGAAGUA